AUGUAAUAGUAAAUUUUAUCAGUUAGGUAGACAAGAUGAAAAGACCCAAGAGGUAAAUGCAAAUCAAUUUUCUUUAUUGAAAAUUAUAUAUGAUAAUUCACCAGUAACUGUAUUAAAGUCUGCAAAUCAGAAUACUUCUACUAUUACACCAAAUAAUGUGUUAGAAUUUACAAAUAAUUUGAGACAAGAAAUUAGUUUAACUUCACCAAAUUCUUUUUUGAAAAUAAUGACAAUGUAA
Funneliformis mosseae is the source of this 238-nucleotide messenger RNA. The record is from the annotation of a GenBank genome assembly. Lineage: Eukaryota; Fungi; Glomeromycota; Glomeromycetes; Glomerales; Glomeraceae.